AGACUGCAGGAGAAGCGUGACUCAGGCAGACUCAGGGCUUGCCUUUGUGCUGCAGCUUCCAGCAGGGCACAGGGACUGCUGCUGCAGCCUGAUUUGCUGGGAGGCUGCCAGCCGCCCUGCCUUCUCCUCCUCUCUGCAGGCAGCUUGCAGGCAGCUCUGCCCUGUUCUCCACUCACCGCUGCGUCUCGAGCAACAAGAUGACCUGCCACAGGGACAUGGCAGGCUGACAUCCCCAUGGCAGGCCUGGAGUGGAGGAGCCGGUGAUGCAGGCGGAGGAUGCUGUGGGGAAGGGUGACCCACUGCCUUCAGCUCACGUACAUCCUUUUCCUUUGCUGCACUCAGGAUGGAGAUGUGCAGCACCUCCCCACCUAGGAGCAGGAGAGAGGAGCAGCCAUGGCGGUGCGUGGCCGGCACACCAAGGUGCUCCCCUCCCAGCUGAACAAAGUGUGCCCUGAGAGAGGGGACGGCCCCACCACACACCCCAGGGAGAUGAGCGACUUCGAGGUGGUCCCCAACCUCCAGCAGAGCAGCAGCAGCGUGGCUAAGGGCCAGCGGAAGGCACAUUUCCCCUCUGGCAGCAAUGAGAAGGAAAAUCUCAUCUCAUGGAUUCCUGAAAACAUCCGGAAGAAAGAGUGCACAUACUUUGUGGAAAGCUCCCAGACCUCAGACUCUGGGAGGGUGGUGUGCGAGUGUGGCUACCUCAGGGAACAGCACCUGGAAGAUGCUGCCAAACCUCCCCUCUUCCUGGGGAAGGAGUGGGACCCCAACAGGCACAUCCAGGAAAUGCCAACAGAUGCCUUUGGUGACAUCCACUUCACGGGCCUGGGACAGAAGACAGGAAAGUAUGUGCGUGUCUCCUCUGAUACUCCUCCUCGGGUCAUCUACCACCUCAUGACACAGCACUGGGGCCUUGAUGCACCCAACCUGCUCAUCUCGGUCACCGGUGGGGCCAAAAACUUCAUCAUGAAGCCAAGGCUAAAGAACAUCUUCCGGCAAGGGCUAGUCAAAGUGGCCCAGACCACUGGGGCCUGGAUCAUCACAGGGGGGUCCCAUGCUGGUGUGAUGAAACAGGUGGGAGAGGCAGUGCGAGACUUCGUCCUCAGCUGCAGCUACAAGGAAGGCGAUGUUGUCACCAUUGGCAUUGCCACCUGGGGGACUGUGUACAACCGGGAGAGCCUCAUCUGCCCCAUGGGGGGCUUUCCAGCUGAGUAUGUACUGGAUGAAGAGAACCAAGGCAGCCUCUCAUGUCUGGACAGCAAUCACUCCCACUUCAUCCUCGUGGACGAUGGGACCCAUGGGAGGUAUGGAGUAGAAAUCCCCCUGAGGACCCGGCUGGAGAAGUUCAUUUCCAAACAGACCAAGGUGAAAGGAGGUGUUGCCAUCAAGAUCCCCAUCGUUUGUGUGGUGCUGGAAGGAGGCCCUGGGACACUCGAUACUAUCUACAAUGCCAUCACCAAUGGGACCCCCUGUGUGAUUGUGGAAGGGUCUGGGCGUGUGGCCGAUGUCAUUGCACAGGUGGCUGGCCUGCCUGUGUCCGAGAUAACCAUCGCCUUGAUCCGCAAGAAGCUGAGUGUGCUUUUCCACGAUACCUAUGAGCAAUUCACCGAGGGCCGGGUGGUGGAGUGGACCAAGAAGAUCCAAGACAUAGUGCGGAGCCGGCAACUCCUGACCAUUUUCAGAGAGGGCAAAUAUGGUCAGCAGGAUGUGGAUGUGGCCAUCCUCCAGGCGCUGUUCAAAGCAUCCCGAAACCAGGACCACUUCGGUCGUGAGAACUGGGACCACCAGCUGAAGUUAGCCGUGGCCUGGAACAGGGUGGACAUUGCUCGGAGUGAGAUCUUCACAGACGACUAUGAGUGGAAGCCCACAGAUCUCCACUCCGUGAUGGCAGCUGCCCUGAUCUCCAACAAGCCAGAGUUUGUGAAGCUAUUUGUGGAACAGGGAGUGCGUCUCAAGGAGUUUGUCACCUGGGACACCCUGGUUUACCUCUAUGACAACAUGGCUCCAUCCUGCCUGUUCCACAGCAAGCUGCAGAAAGUCCUCCUGGAGGAGAAGGAGCACACAGCCAGCUCCAAAAUGCCACGAAUCCAACUGCAUCAUGUCUCCCAGGUGCUGCGGGAGCUGCUGGGCCGCUCCACACAACCUCUCUACCCCAAGCCCAAGCACACGGAACGGCCCCGGCUCUCCAUCCCUGUCCCCCACAUCAAGUUGAACGUUCAGGGGUCAAGCCUCCGGUCCCUCUACAAACGCACCUCUGGCCGAGUCACCUUCACUAUUGACCCAGUGCGUGACCUGCUCAUCUGGGCCGUGGUCCAGAGCCGCAAAGAACUGGCAGAAAUCAUCUGGGCCCAGAGCCAGGACUGCAUGGCGGCUGCUCUGGCCUGCAGCAAGAUCCUGAAGGAGCUGGCCAAGGAGGAGGAAGACACAGACACCACUGAUGAAAUGCUGGCCCUGGCUGAGCAGUACGAGCACAAGGCAAUUGGUGUGUUCACAGAGUGCUAUCGCAAGGAUGAAGAGAGAGCCCAGAAGCUCCUCGUCCGUGUCUCUGAGGCCUGGGGGAAGACAACCUGUCUGCAGCUGGCACUGGAGGCCAAGAACAUGAAUUUCGUGUCCCAUGGGGGUGUGCAGGCCUUCCUAACCAAAGUCUGGUGGGGGAAGAUGUGUGUGGACAACGGGCUUUGGCGGGUGAUCGUGUGCAUGCUCUUCUUCCCACUCCUCUACACCAGCUUCAUCGCCUUCAGGGAGAAGAAGAUGCAGCCCAUGGGCUGCCUGACACGUUUCCGAGCCUUCUUCACAGCACCUGUCGUCAUCUUCCACAUGAACAUCCUCUCUUACUUCACCUUCCUCUUGCUCUUCGCCUACGUCCUGAUGGUCGACUUCCAGCCGUCACCAUCCUGGUGGGAGUACCUCAUCUACUUCUGGCUCUUCUCCCUGGUGUGCGAGGAGAUCCGCCAGCUCUUGCAUGAUCCAGAUGGGCUCGGAGCCCUGAAGAUGGCUUCCCUGUAUUUCAAGGACUUCUGGAACAAGUUGGAUGUCGGUGCCAUCGUGGUGUUCAUCGUGGGGCUGACCUGCAGGCUGAUUCCAUCAACGCUAUACCCGGGGCGCAUCAUACUGUCACUGGCAUUUAUCAUUUUCUGCCUGCGCCUGAUGCACAUUUUCACAGUCAGCAAGACGCUGGGGCCCAAGAUCAUCAUUGUGAAGCGCAUGAUGAAGGAUGUCUUCUUCUUCCUCUUCCUGCUGGCAGUGUGGGUGGUGUCCUUCGGGGUUGCCAAGCAGGCCAUCCUGAUCCACAACGAGGAACGCGUGGAGUGGCUUUUCCGUGGUGUGGUCUACCACUCCUACCUGACCAUCUUCGGGCAGAUCCCCUCCUACAUUGAUGGGGUGAACUUCAACAUCGAUCAGUGCAGCCCCAAUGGGACUGACCCCUACAAGCCCAAGUGCCCAGAGACCAACGAGGACAACAAGGAGCCCAUCUUCCCAGAGUGGCUGACGGUCAUCUUGCUGUGCCUGUACCUACUCUUCACCAACAUCCUCCUCCUGAACCUCCUCAUCGCCAUGUUCAACUACACCUUCCAGCAGGUCCAGCAGCACACGGACCAGAUCUGGAAGUUCCAGCGGCACGACCUCAUUGAGGAGUACCACGGCCGCCCACCCGCACCUCCACCCUUCAUCCUCCUCAGCCACCUGCAGCUCCUGGUGCGGCGGGGGCUGCUCCGCAGGCCGGCCACGCGCCACAGGCAGCUCAAAGAGAAGCUGGAGAAGAACGAAGAAGCCGCCCUCCUCUCCUGGGAGAUGUACCUGAAGGAGAACUACCUGCAGCACCAACAGUGUCAGGAGAAGCAGAACACAGAGCAGAAGAUCCGAGACAUUGCACAGAGAGUUGAUGUGCUGGCAGACCUGCUGGACAUGGAUCGGGUGAAGAGGACGAGUCUGGUGGAGCAGAGAUUGGGCGCCCUGGAAGAUCAGGUCCAUCAGAGUGCCAAAGCCCUGAGGUGGAUCAUGCAGGCACUGCAGGGCAGUGGCUUCAGCUCAGAGGAGGAUAUGCCGCCCUUGGUCUCCAGCAGGACUUCAGAGGAAAAGGAGUUGGACCCAGAGGAGAAGCCUGAAGAGAAGCAGCCCCCAUACCACGUGCUGGCCCGGAACCUUCUCUACCCAGGGUCCCACACCAUCCGCUUCCCCGUGCCGGAUGAGAAGGUGCCCUGGGAGGUGGAUUUCCAGCUCUACGACCCUCCUGCCUAUUCAGCCGACCACAGGGACACAGCUGUGCAAGACCCCUUCAGACCCUCCUUGGAGUCUCUCCUGAAGAUCAACUACAAUGCCAUGGAUGGGCUGAUCGACAGGCAGAGCUUCCACGGCCUCUAUGCCGUGCAGGAUGGACUGCCACUGAAUCCCAUGGGCAGGACGGGGCUGCGCGGUCGCGGGAGGCUGCACUGCUUUGGGCCCAACCAUGCCCUGCACCCAGUUGUGACCCGCUGGAGGAGGAACUUGGAUGGGUCCAUUAUCAGGAAGAGCCUGAAGAAGAUGCUGGAGGUCCUCGUGGCCCAGUAUCCCGUGUCAGACGUCUGGGCAUUGCCUGGGGGCUCGCUGGAGCCGGGUGAGACGCUGCCGCUGAAGCUCAAGUGGAUCCUGCGUCGGGAGUUCUGGCCUCAGUUCCAAAACCUGCUGAAACAAGGCACCGAGAUACACAAGGGGUACCUCGAUGACCCCCGCAACACAGAUAACGCCUGGGUUGAGACCGUUGCCAUCAGUGUGCACUUUGACAAUCAGAACGAUGUGGAGAUGAAGCGGCUGAAUUCGUUCCUCCAGGGCUGCGACCCGGAGCUGUGCAUCCGCUGGCAGGUGCUGGACAGGAGGAUCCCGCUGCACGCCAACCACAAGCAGCUCCUGCAGAAGGUCUCCACCCUGCUCGGCGCCUACUACUGAGUUCUCAGGCACAGCCAAAGCUGCUGCAGCCCUGGACCAGGAUCUGGCUGCUAUGCCCCAGCUCACCUGUGAGGCCACGGGCUGCCACUGGAGGCCAGGCAGCUCCCACAGCCACCAGCUCACCCUUACCCACCCGCUAUCUGCGUGGGCACUGCGUGUGGGCAUGCAGGGCAUCCAUCAGGCAGCUCUGCUUCCCAGUCUGCUCUCUGAGCCCCAGGAACCUCAGCACAGCUCCUGGAGGGUUGCUCAGGGGCUCCUGCAAGAAGCUGCCCUGCAAGUUGCUGUGACGUCUGUCCUCCUAUCUCCAGUUGCCUCAGACCCAGUGAUGUACUGAGCUGUGAUCCAACACUUGUGAAGGUGAGAGCAGCUCUUGGCUCAUACACCUAUGGCUUUAUACCUCCGCACAAGUCUACCCUCUCAAGUCUUUUGCGAUCCUACACGUGUACGCUGAGCACUGCAUCACAGCUGAUAUCCUUCCCUCUGCUAAAUGGCACCUGCCUGCCCCACCCCCUUGUGCAUAUGGACAGAAAAGGGCAGCUUGCAGGGACACACAGGGGUCUGUCCUCUGCAGACACCGGGGCAGGUGGGGACACGAGCAAGGACACGCAUGCAUCCGUCUCACACAUCUCUGCUCACCUUUUCUGCUGCCUGCCAUAGGGACGAUGAAGCACAGCAGAGACACUUCCCAGGGCCUCUCAGUAGCCCAGAACAGCCCCAUGGGGGUGGAUUAUGCCUAGGACUGCUUAGGGAGGGACUGCAGCUCCCCGCACUCUCCCCAUGGAGACACAGACAUGGCCAGGGCUGUUCUCCCCCGCUGGUGGCCAUUGCAGCACAACUGUGGUUUCACCAGUGAGGCACUGGGCUGGGGGGGAGGGGGCAGCUGGUAACAUAGUCAGCGCUGCUCAAUAAACAGUGUAUUGAA
Messenger RNA from Gallus gallus (chicken), 5842 nucleotides. It is a transcript of the gene TRPM2, whose product is annotated as transient receptor potential cation channel subfamily M member 2. Lineage: Eukaryota; Metazoa; Chordata; Aves; Galliformes; Phasianidae. The transcript is spliced from 33 exons. Gene Ontology annotation, molecular function: ligand-gated calcium channel activity. The record is from RefSeq and is a predicted model, not a curated record. Gene Ontology annotation, cellular component: membrane. Bases 394 to 4920 code for a protein of 1508 amino acids. Gene Ontology annotation, biological process: calcium ion transmembrane transport.